This is a messenger RNA of Pisolithus orientalis, 1425 nucleotides long. RefSeq lists its product as uncharacterized. The transcript is spliced from 7 exons. Gene Ontology annotation, cellular component: NuA4 histone acetyltransferase complex. The record is from RefSeq and is a predicted model, not a curated record. NCBI's taxonomy places the organism in Eukaryota, Fungi, Basidiomycota, Agaricomycetes, Boletales, Pisolithaceae. Bases 1 to 1425 code for a protein of 474 amino acids. Gene Ontology annotation, molecular function: protein binding.
AUGGCGUCGGGCAUGCGUUCAACACGACAUGCAGCGUCCGUGCACGACAAUCUGUUACAACUCUCGACUGAUCAAGAUAUGCUGGCAAGCCUCCAAAAUAUCGAACAGCUCGUCCUCGCCCAGGCUGUCUACGAGUACGGUGCCAACGCGUGGCACACAGUUUCUCAGGUCGUCUCGAAACACCCUUGUCUGACCCAGUCAUCUUCCAAGUUAUUCAGUCCACAACCACCCAAUGAUAGCUCAGAUGCCAACAACGUCCCUCACGCGCCCCUUCACCUCAAGCUUGCGCAGCGCCAUUACUCUGCUCGUCUGUUGGAACUACGGGACCUCAUUAUUGCAGAGGAAACCAAGUUCAAACGUAUCGUAGCGGAGAUCAACGAAAUACGCAGCGGAAGUUGGGAUGAGAAAAUCAGGACCAAGCUUUCUGAUGGGGUGUCUCGUCCGGAGGAAACUAGCCCUCCCCCAGCCCAAGACGUUCAAGAGCUCCGGUCUUCUGAGUCACACGUUGACCUAGAACCGUCAGUGCAAUCCGCUGAUAACCUUCCUGCUGUGGAGGUAGAGGAAUCGUUACUUGCAGAUGAACCGGAUACCUCGCCCACGGGUGCAGAUCAGAUACCGGAUGAAAUCGUUGCUGAAGCACUCCUUGAACGUUCGUCAUCGCAGCCUCCGCUUACCGACGCGACGGAGGUUGAGAAAGCAAGAGAACAGGACGAUUCGCAAACGUUUGUCCAGUCUGACGCCCGGCCCGAUAUUUCCUCUGCACACACGAAAGAGGUCUCUGCUUUCGAUUCACAGGAGAUUUCUACUCUCGAAUCGCCAGAGGAUCUUUCUGUUCCAGAUUCAGAACCCCCGCGCGAAGGUAAAAGAAAGGCCUCGGAUGCUGGGAACUUAGACGACAAUACUAGGGAAAAGAAAAGGCCCCGUGAAGAAUCAGCAUCGAUCGACCUUGAGGAACAGAGCUUGGACACGCAGCCCAUGACAGGUGCCACUGCCUCUGCUGUGGGCUCGUCCAGCCGAAGACGAGGAACGAUAGGUAGCGAGCACGGGCAAGCGCAAGUCCCACCUACGCUACCCAACAAACGCUUCCAAACCGUCAUUGGGAUGCUUCACAGCCAGAUAUCUCAGCACCGCAAUGGAAAUAUCUUCCAUAACCCCAUCAAAAUUUCAGAAGCUCCCGAUUAUCAUGAAAUCAUCAAACGCCCCAUGGACCUGAAGACCAUCAAGGGAAGAGUUAAAGAUGGCAUCAUCACCAAUUCGCUGGAGUUUCAAAGAGACGUGUAUCUCAUGUUUGCCAAUGCAAUGAUGUACAAUCGUCCUGGCAGCGAUAUCUAUCAGAUGGCGGAAGAGAUGAUGUUGGAGAGCGAAGCACAUAUCAAUACCUUCCGUCAAACAGAAGGGUUUGUUCGAAGCGCUCAUCGUUCUUAG